Messenger RNA from Centruroides sculpturatus (bark scorpion), 1234 nucleotides. RefSeq names its product general transcription factor II-I repeat domain-containing protein 2A-like. The transcript has a single exon. Gene Ontology annotation, molecular function: protein dimerization activity. The record is from RefSeq and is a predicted model, not a curated record. The coding region runs from base 2 to 1234 and encodes 410 amino acids. NCBI's taxonomy places the organism in Eukaryota, Metazoa, Arthropoda, Arachnida, Scorpiones, Buthidae.
UAUGGUGAGAAUGGUAUUUAGUGACUUUACUGUAAAAGAAGAUCUACUAAAAAUAUUACCCAUGAAAGGACGAACAACAGGUGAGGAUAUCUAUAAAAUAUUUAUAACAUAUGCAAAGUCGAUAGAUAUGCCUCUCCAGAAGUUGUCUGCGAUAACCACUGACGGAGCACCAGCAAUGGUUGGUAAUGUCAAUGGAUUUAUUGCCCUCUGCAUAAAAGAUAAAUCAUUUCCAAAUUUUAUGUCGUAUCACUGUAUUAUCCACCAGGAAGUUUUGUGUGGUAAAAUACUACCCUUCGGACACGUCAUGAAAAUAAUUACAAAAAUAGUCAACUUAAUUCGCGCAGCUCCUUUGCAACACCGCCUUUUCAAGGCCCUAUUAGAAAAUCCUGAAGAUCCUGAUCUCAUUCUGCAUACUGAAGUACGUUGGCUCAGUAAAGGCAAAGUUCUUGCUAGAUUUGUAAAUUUAAUUGAAGAAAUAAAAAAUUAUCUCAAUGCCAAACACCAAAAUUUUUUUGAACUAACAGACCCUCGUUGGCUAGCGGAUUUGGCUUUUUUCACAGACAUAAUGGAAAAACUGAAUUAUUUAAACUUAGAGCUGCAAGGAAAGGACAAACAUAUAGCUACAAUGAUAGGGUCUAUAAACUCAUUUAAAGCUAAACUGGUUUUGUGGAUAUCACAUCUGAAGAUGAAGUCCCUUGUGCAUUUCCCAAAUAUGAAAAAAAUAAUAGGCGAUGGUGAAAUUGACUUAUCAACAUUUGUUAUCAACCUUCAGUUACUUCAAGACCAGUUUGAAAAGCGCUUUCAACAAUUUAAUAUCAUUGAGCCAAUUGUCACCUUUUUUGUCAAUCCUUUUACUUACCAAGUAAAUGUAACUGAACUAGCUACAUAUAUUUCAGAGCUUGUUCAAGUAAGGACAGAAGAACUGGAGAUAGAAAUUUUGGAUCUUCAGAACGACAUUGUCCUAAAAUCCUUUAUAUCAGAUGAGAAUUUCUGGAAUAUAGUUGAAAGAAACAAAUUUCCAUCCUUGAAAAGAGCAGCAUAUAAAAUAAAGUCAUUUUUCGGUUCCACAUACUUGUGUGAAUCAUUGUUUUCGACAAUGAAUAUCAUAAAAUCAAAGUACAGAUCACGACUUACAGAUGAACACCUUGACGAUUGCUUACGAGCAGGAAUAUCAUCAUAUUCUCCUAAUUACGAAGCAAUGGCCAAUGAAAUGCAAUGCCAAAAAUCACAUUGA